Molecule: messenger RNA, 1631 nt
Organism: Lytechinus variegatus (green sea urchin)
Lineage: Eukaryota; Metazoa; Echinodermata; Echinoidea; Temnopleuroida; Toxopneustidae
Product: histamine N-methyltransferase B-like
Exons: 3
Coding region: 284-1174 (296 amino acids)
Source: RefSeq, a predicted model, not a curated record
ACCAUAAAAAUCCAGGGUUGCGGCCAUGCAUGACUGCUGCUAUACCGAUGUUGCUUGUUUUGCUUUACUCCAUGCUUUACAAUUCGUUCAGCCAUGCUGAGUACCCCUUCGUCUGAGUUAUUCAUUUCCCGUAAAUAUGAGUGGAUAUAAUUAUGUGAAUGGAAGGUCAAUCGUAUACGCUUGUUCCCGUAUGCCGUCAAUGUGAUUUUACAUGGGACAUUUGCCUACUGAUGAGGAUUCGUUCUUGCCCACGCUUCUGGAAACAAACCUUUUGCUUUAGAUCAUGGAAAAGACAAAAAUGAAGUAUACGCUGAGUGAUCCAGACUACUACACAGAGAUGUACCAGGUCUAUGCAAAGAAAAGCAACAAGUUUUCACAUUUGCUCGAAUGGACAGAGAACACAUUUCCUAAAAUGGUGUUGCAGAAAUUGAGAGAGAGCUUCUCAGCAGAAACACAGAUUAAGGUGCUUGGAAUCGGAACCGGAUCGGGAGAGAUUGAUCGCAAAAUGGCGGGAAUCAUCAAUGGCCAUUUCAAGUCUGUUCGGAAUGUAGUGGUGGAGCCAGCGGAAAAACAGCUAGCUAUCUAUCGCUCUGUUCUAGAGAGCGACAUGUCCAAAUUCAAAGGCAUUGAUUUUGACCUCCGUCAGAUGGUCUUUGACGAGUAUCGUGAGCACGAGGGCGAGCAUCCACCCAAAUACCACUUCAUCAACGCUAUGCAAUCCAUUUACUACAUCGAUGACGUUAACGAUACCUUACGAUAUCUCUAUGCCUCCUUGGAGGAGGGCGGAGUUAUGUUAAUAACCACUCUCUCGGAUUCAUGCGGUUUCCAGCUGGUGUGGAACCGCUUUCCCCAAGUACAGGAAGUGGCCGGACCAUACCCAGGCAGUAACGAUAUCCGACAGAGCCUGUUGGAUCUCAAUAUCAAGUUCGAAGAAAAUCACCAGAGAUUAUACGGGGACAUAACAAGCUGUUUCCAGGAAGGGUCAAAGGAAGGGAAGCUCAUCGUCGAUUUCUUCAGUCAAAUCAUUGAUCUCCGUGGUACGUCGCCCGAGCUCUAUCAGGAGGUUGUCGAUUAUAUGGGUUCGGAGCAGUGCUCGGAGAAAAAGGAAGACGGGACAAUUCUCAUUAACAGCGACUGGGACGCGUUCGUGGUGUACAAACCACUCUCCAUCUAAAUAAAUACUCUAAAUAAAUGGCAUCCAGACAGUAUUGAUACAAGCACAAAAUGAGGGACGAGAAGUUAGACCGAAAUCAUCAAAGAAUAAUAGAGUAAUUCUUAAAAAAUGUUGUAUUUGUAAACUCGUACAUGUCGUAUGCAAGCAGCUACUGCUACUCCGUGUAUCAUUAUAUUUUCUUUUUAUAUUUUACACAGAUUGUAACGAACUAUAUAUCUGCUUUACUGUCAUUGAGAGCUUAUUAGGGUCUGUAAAUAUAGACUAUGUGGAAAAGUGUCGGGGUUCUGUGAAUUAAUGAAAAUUAACAAAAUCGCAUAUUUUAUGAACAUGUUAGAGUUGUCAUUGUUUCUUUUGAUUAACUGCAACAAAAAAGUUGUCUAAGAGCAUAGCAUAACCCAGUCGUUGUAUUUGAGAAAGCAGGCAGAUUAGCAAAUUCAAUAAAGUUAUUGUAGCUAUC